Messenger RNA from Vombatus ursinus (common wombat), 4549 nucleotides. It is a transcript of the gene BOC, whose product is annotated as BOC cell adhesion associated, oncogene regulated. Gene Ontology annotation, cellular component: axon; plasma membrane. The transcript is spliced from 20 exons. Lineage: Eukaryota; Metazoa; Chordata; Mammalia; Diprotodontia; Vombatidae. The record is from RefSeq and is a predicted model, not a curated record. Bases 629 to 3955 code for a protein of 1108 amino acids. Gene Ontology annotation, biological process: axon guidance; nervous system development; cell-cell adhesion. Gene Ontology annotation, molecular function: protein binding.
AGAAGGAAUUGUUUGAGAGUUCAGUCAUCCAAAAAACCUCCUUCCAUAUGGAGGGUCCGGGUGCCCUCAUGGCAAUGCCUCUUUCCUUCUCCUCCUCCUCCGUCUCCUCCUCCUCCUCCUCCUCCUCCUCCUCCCGCCGACACUGCCACCGCUUCUUCCUCCUCCUCCUUCCCUGAAUACCAAACCCAUCACCCGACACACUUCCACUUCAACGCAAACUCUCCCUUAAUCACUUCCUAUCCAACCAUCCGGCCUGGAAAUUCUCUACUUCAGAUUGCCUUUGUUGCUGCUGCGAUUUUCUCUCUUCAUUUGGUGUAGCUGUGUGUGUGUGUGUGUGUGUGUGUGUGUGUGUGUGUGUGUGUUCGUGUAUGUAUUGCCAUCCCAGAGCGCUGACCCUGGGUUCCAAGUUUGCACUUAUCUACACCGGCUGCAUUAGAGAACAAACUUCCUGGAAUCUGUGACCUUGACAUUUUCCCAUCAUUCAUACUGACAGUGAAUAGACAUAAAAAGAGGGGAGUAAGAGACAGCAGCAAAGGACUCCAGGAGCUAGCAGCUUCUCCUUAAGUGACCUAGAGUGGCUUAUGGGAACCUUGCCUCUGUUCCUCUGUGACAGACUGCGCUGCAUGGGAUGACAAUGAUGCCAAGAAGGAAGAGACCAGCGCUCACCAUCACCUGUCUCAUCUUGGCUGCAGCCAGCUGCUGUGGUAAUUUGGGUGAAGUCCCUCAGGUUACUGUCCAGCCCACUUCCACUGUCCAAAAGCACGGGGGCCCUGUGAUCCUAGGCUGUGUUGUGGAACCACCAUGGGUCAACAUCACUUGGAGGCUGAAUGGGAAAGAACUAAACAGCUCAGAUGAUGCUCUGGGGAUACUCAUCACCCGUGGAACCCUGGUCAUUGCUGCUCUCAACAACCACACUGUGGGUCGUUACCAGUGUGUGGCCCGAAUGCCUGCGGGAGCAGUAGCCAGUGUGCCUGCCACAGUGACACUAGCCAAUCUCCAGGACUUCAAGUUUGAUGGCCAGCAUAUUAUCGAAGUGGAUGAGGGGAAUACAGCUGUCAUUGCCUGUGACCUUCCAGAAAGUCAUCCAAAAGCCCAGGUUCGCUACAGUGUCAAACAAGAAUGGCUAGAAGCCUCUAGAGACAAUUACCUGAUCAUGCCAUCAGGAAACCUCCAGAUUGUCAAUGCCAGCCAGGAAGAUGAAGGGAUGUACAAGUGUGCUGCAUACAACCCUGUGACUCAGGAGGUGAAAACUUCUGUCUCCAGCGAUCGGCUUCGUGUGCGACGUUCUACCGCUGAAGCUGCUCGGAUAAUUUACCCCCCAGAAGCUCAGACCAUCAUUGUAACCAAGGGCCAGAGCCUUAUCCUGGAGUGUGUGGCUAGUGGAAUCCCACCUCCAAGGGUCACCUGGGCUAAGGAUGGGUCCAGUAUUGUGGGCUACAAUAAAACCCGCUUUCUGCUCACCAACCUCCUAAUUGACGCUACCAGUGAGGAGGACUCUGGAAGCUAUAGGUGCAUGGCGGACAAUGGGGUUGGGGAGCCAGGAGCAGCCGUCAUACUCUACAAUGUCCAAGUGUUUGAACCCCCUGAGGUCACCAUGGAGCUAUCUCAGCAGAUCAUCCCGUGGGGACAGAGUGCCAAGUUUACCUGUGAAGUACGGGGAAACCCUCAGCCCUCAGUGCUCUGGCUGAGAAAUGCUGUGCCCCUUGCUGCCAGCCAGCGUCUGCGGCUCUCCCGUAAGGCCCUACGGGUGGUGAGCGUAGGGCCUGAGGAUGACGGGGUGUACCAGUGCAUGGCAGAGAAUGAAGUUGGAAGUGCCCAGGCUAUGGCACAGCUGAAGACAGCCCGGCCUGGAACAACCCUGAAACCAUGGCGAGAGGCCAAGCUCGGAUCAGCUCAGUCUCCCACACCUCCUGCUAGACCGAGCAGCCCUGAUAGGACUCUGAGGGAUCGAGCUAUGCUUCUGAGGCCUAGGCCAACAGCCCUGCCCGGCUCCCUACAAUGCACAUCUGCAAAGGGGCAGGUGUCUCCAGCUGAGGCUCCCAUCAUCCUCAGCUCUCCCAGGACUUCCAAGACAGACUACUAUGAGCUAGUGUGGAGGCCUCGGCAUGACAGCGGCAACAGAGCCCCAAUCCUCUACUACCUGGUGAAGCACCGCAAGCAGGUUAUAAAUUCCUCUGAUGAGUGGACCAUCUCAGGCAUUCCAGCUAACCAACACCGCUUGACACUGACCAGAUUGGACCCUGGGAGCUUAUAUGAAGUUGAAAUGGCAGCUUACAACUGUGCUGGGGAGGGACAAACAGCCAUGGUCACAUUUCGAACUGGUCGGAGGCCCAAACCUGAGAUUGUUGCCAGCAAGGAGCAGCAGAUCCAGAGAGACGAUCCAGGUGCCAGCACCCAGAGUAACAACCAGCUAGACAACAGCCGCCUCUCCCCCCCAGAAGCCCCAGACCGUCCCACCAUUUCCAUGGCCUCUGAGACAUCUGCGUACGUGACCUGGAUCCCCCGUGGAAAUGGCGGCUUCCCUAUUCAAUCCUUCCGAGUGGAAUACAAGAAGCUAAAGAAAGUUGGGGACUGGAUUCUGGCCACCAGUGCCAUCCCUCCCUCUCGGUUGUCAGUGGAGAUCACAGGACUGGAAAAAGGCACCUCCUACAAGUUCCGUGUCCGUGCACUAAACAUCCUAGGAGAGAGUGAGCCCAGCGCUGCUUCCCGACCCUAUGUGGUGUCAGGAUAUAGUAACCGUGUGUAUGAGAGGCCUGUCACAGGGCCCUAUAUCACCUUCACUGAUGCUGUCAAUGAGACCACCAUCAUGCUGAAGUGGGUGUACAAAUCAGCCAGUAACAACAACACCCCAAUCCAUGGCUUUUACAUCUACUAUCGUCCCACAGACAGCGACAAUGACAGUGACUACAAGAAGGAUGUAGUAGAAGGGGACCGCUACUGGCACUCCAUCAGCCAUCUGCAGCCAGAGACCUCAUAUGACAUUAAGAUGCAAUGCUUCAACGAGGGUGGCGAGAGUGAGUUCAGCAACGUGAUGAUCUGUGAAACCAAAGCACGUAAGCCUUCUGGUCAACCAGGCCGGCUUCUGCCCCCUACUCUGGCCCCACCACCAAUACUGCCGCUAGAUCCAGGGGAUCGUCCCGGUGGCUCUGGGGCUAUGGUGGCCCGCUCCAGUGACCUGCCCUACCUGAUUGUGGGUGUGGUCUUGGGCUCAAUCGUCCUUAUCAUCGUGGCCUUCAUACCUUUCUGUUUAUGGCGAGCGUGGUCCAAGCAAAAGCAAACUGCUGACCUGGGUUUCCCUAGCACAGCACUGCUAUCUUCCUCCUGCCAAUACACGAUGGUGCCUCUGCGAGGGAUCUCUGCCCCCCGAACUAAUGGACAGCCCUACAUCAAUGGACAGCCCUAUGCCAAUGGUUUACGUGUUAAUAGGGCUUGUCCCUCAGCUGCCCUGGGCUAUCCAGGUGUGAAAACCCAAGAGUACAGCCCAGGAGAGCUUCAGCAGCAGGAUCAUAACAGCAGCUUGCUGCAGGGAAAAAUCCUUGGGAAUGGACACACUCAGAAAAGUCACCAAGCAAUCAGGGAACCUGACUCUAGCCCUGAAGAGAACACCUUCCUGUACACGCUUCCAGAUGACUCUACUCACCAGCUGCUUCAGUCCCAUGAUGAUUGCUGUCAUCUUCAGGAAGAGCCUGCUGCCGUCCGCCAGUCGGGGAUAAGGAAUGCAUCUGAAAGCCCUCGGCGGGACGGAUUGUGGGACUCUCCAUUUCAUCCAGGGCCACCCUGCUGCCUGGGCCUUGUACCAGUGGAAGACGUGGAUAGCCCUCACUCCUUGCAAGUGAGAGGAGAAUGGUGUCCUCACCAUCCCCCAGGCACCUAUUUAGGACAGGACCCUGGAAAGAGACUGUCUCCUAGCCCACCAAUACAUGUGUCUUUUGAGACUCCACCUCCCACAAUUUAGGCUGAAGCCACUUCCCUGAAAAGACUAUAUUGUUUUAAAAAGAGACAGAGAAAAAUGGGUAUUUAUUUUUCUAUUACAGCCAUAUUUAUAUAUUUAUGCACUUGUAAAUAAAUGUAUAUGUUCCUUAACAUACUGGAGAGACGUAUAGAAUCCCAUCCAGUGAGAUGUACCACGUUGAAAAUAUAAAGCCGCAGUUUGAGAAAAAAACAAGCAGGAGAGACUGUCAUCUGACACAUACGGACUGGGUACAGAAGUAACCUUUUAUUUCCAACUUCCACAACUACCAGGAACAGUGCUGAGUGCCCAUUAGGAGAGAAGGAAAGGAACACACAUCUUAGGCACAUUCUUCAUGAGAGCUUAACAUGGUUGAUCACAGCGCAUACUGGGGGAAUAAGAAAACCCAACUCAAUAGAUCGGCUGAAUUUGGUACAACAGGAAGUGAUUUUUUUCAUGGUAUGACCAGAAGAACAGACUAAAAUGUGUACAGUACUUUAUAAGCAUUAACAAACCUUCCCGAUUCAAUAAUCUGUGGCAACAUAGCUCUGUAAAAACAAACACUGUAACUUCUAAAUAAAUGUUUAGUCUUCUCUCUAA